AUGGGCCUCAAAACUAAGAUCCCAGACCACGACAGUGCUUCAAUUCAAAAUGAUAAUGCAGCUGGGCUGGCACCCGGCUGGAAAUCCCUAUUCAGUUUCACGACCCGGCGACACUUGCCAACGCUCAUCAUAGGGGCCUUCCUUGCCCUGCUCGCUGGAUGCGUGACACCUGCCCUAGCUAUAUCUCUGGGAAACGUCUUCGAUGCGUUUACAUCAUUCGGAGCCGGUCAGAUUGCCAUCGAUGGGCUUCGCAGCAAAAUUGUUACCAGUUGUUUUGGUAUGCUUGGGCUGGGAGCCGCUGGCUGGUUUCUCAAUAGCGCAUACUUCGCGGUAUUCAUCGCAUUCGGAGAGCUCCAAGCUUCGAAUAUCCGCAACAAGGUCUUUACUGAGUUGAUCCAACGAGAUGUUGAAUGGUUCGAGGCCCAGCAGGAAGGGUCAGGGGCUUUCCUGUCUGGAGUCCAAGCUCACAUCCACGAACUUCAAAUGGCUACAUCACAGCCUCUUGGUCUGCUUUUGCAGUAUCUCUGUCGCUCAUUAGUGUCCCUGGGAUUAGGAUUCUAUACUUCGUGGAGUCUUUCCCUCGUGACAUUAGCCGGAAUCCCCAUUUUCUCGUCCGUCAUUGUCUUCCUAUCCACAAGGAUGAAACCCAGCAUCAAAGCACAGCAAGAGGAGCUAACCCAGGCUUCGAAGGUUGCGAGCAAUGCCAUCAAUUCUAUCGAUGCAGUCAAAUGCUUGAACGGCCAGCGGAUAGAAUUGUGGAGCUUCUCCAGUCGGAUCGAGCAAUCCGCUAUUCACUACCUCCGACAAGCAAGGCUCAAUUCUUUGCAAAUCUCGUUCGUUCGGUGGAUGAUGUUUGGCAUGUUCGUUCAAGGGUUUUGGUACGGAAGCUCCCUUGCUAGAAACGGCAAGAUCACCUCUGGUGAAGUUCUGAGAACUUUUUGGGCAUGCUUAACUGCAGCGCAGUCUAUCGAGCAAGUGCUGCCACAAAUUAUUGUAUUGGAGAAAGGAAAAGUUGCGAGUGCCAUGCUCAAGUCAAUCAUGCGCCAACCGGCGCCGGAGAGGGUUGUGAGCGAGACCAAAGGAACUCUGUAUCCCGAACACUGUGAAGGUGAUAUCGAGGUUAACAAUGUAUCAUUCUCAUACCCCAGUCAACCAGACCGUGUCGUUCUAAAUCCAUCGACAUUUUUCUUCCCAGCCGGUGAGACGACCUUCGUCAUUGGCAAGAGUGGCUCUGGGAAAACCACCCUCGGUCAGCUAUUGAUGCGAUUUUAUCCUCUUACCUCUGGAGAAAUCCUGAUUGAUGGGAACCCGAUCGAUGCACUCAACAUCAACUGGGUCAGGAAUAAUAUUACGCUGGUGGAACAACGAAGUGUGCUGUUCAAUGACUCCGUACUGAAGAAUAUCGCUUUUGGUCGUCAGGACUAUGAGAACGUGUCAAGAGGAGACGUUCAAAGCUCGAUCGAGGUUGCAAUGUUGAAAAGCGUUCUUGAGAGCCUUCCCGAGGGACUUGAUACUUGUGUUGGUCCCGGUGGGAAUCAUUUGAGUGGAGGUCAGAAACAGCGAGUUGCCAUUGCCAGAGCGAGGUUACGCGACACGCCGAUUCUGAUCUUGGAUGAGCCAACCAGUGCUUUGGAUCCUGCAAAUCGAGUGGCAGUGAUGAAGGCGAUCCGAGAGUGGCGGAGCGAAAAGACAACCAUUAUCAUCACUCACGACAUGUCGCACAUCACCGAACAAGAUUAUGUCUAUAUUUUGGAAAAUGGCACAAUUGUGCAGAGUGGGUACCGGGAUACUGUGGAGAAGCAGCCUGGGAGUGAGAAAUACUUUCGCGCCACAACAAAGGCAGAUCAGAAUACGGCAGAUCAGAAUACCGGCAGCCUGGGGAAAGAGUUAGGGGAGAGGGCAUAUUAUGGCCUUUCUUGGGAGGAUCCAUCUCGCCAAAACCUGACAACUGAGCCUGCCAGACCUCCCAGUGCACGCUUUAAUCCAAGAGAAUUGUUGGCGCAACAUCACGCUCGCUCCAGUUCAUGGUCAAGUGCACGGAAUUCGACCCUGAGAAGAGAUGAUGCCAUCUCUGUCGAUGACACUAUGUUGAACAUAUCAUAUGAUCUCAGCAAACAUGGAUCUUUGGUUGGUAUUCCUAGAAGGGAGAUGUCGCCAGUAAGACCGGCCUCAUACUACUCAAGACCAAUGGAGGAAUUCGAGAUGAUUCGAAUCGACCGCAGCUUCCUGGAUGACCCUUCAAGUCACACAUUGUCUUACGAGUCUGCUCCCGAUCUUGAUUCGAAGCACUCAAGGCUUGUUCAAACGGACCAGAUCUCAAAGCCACAGAAGGAACAAGAUGAAAAGGGCAUGAUAUCUUUAUCUCAAAUCAUGGGUACUAUUGUGCCUAUAUUGACCCCAAAACAACGUGUCAUCCUCUUCCUAGGGGUUCUCGCGGCUCUGGCUCAUGCCAGUGCGACCCCAAUCUUCUCAUACUGCCUGUCGCAGCUAUUCAGCACCUUCUAUGCCGGCACCAACAGCGCCAAGCUAACGAUGACAUGGUCGCUGGCUGUACUCGGAGUCUCCAUUGGAGAUGGCCUAGCUUCUUUCUUCAUGCAUUACUUCCUCGAGUUCUGCGGCGAGGCAUGGAUGGACGCACUCCGGAAGAAAGCGUUCGAGCGAGUGCUUGAUCAACCUCGGGCCUGGUUUGAGCAAGAGGGAAACAGCUCGUUCAGGCUCACAGCUUAUCUGGAUCAAAAUGGUGAGGACAUGCGGAACCUGCUUGGUCGCUUUGCUGGAUUCGUGAUCGUUGCUGCAUCAAUCACAGUGAUGGCGAUUAUCUGGAGCUUGAUUGUCUGCUGGAAGUUGACCUUGGUGGCCCUUGCUUGUGGCCCAUUCAUUUACGCAAUUACUCGAGGCUUCGAAGGCGUCAAUGGGAUUUGGGAGCAUCGGUGCAACGAAGCCAGUGCAGUUGCCACAGACAUCUUCAUGGAAACUUUUGCGGAGAUUCGCACCGUCAGAACUCUCACGUUGGAGGGUUACUUUCAUAACAAGCAGGCGGACGCUAUCUCGAAAUGUCUGGCAAUUGGGUUGAAACGUGCAGGUUACACUGGCCUGCUCUUCGGCAUGCUGGAGUCGACGGUGAUGUUUGCAAGUGCUUUGAUAUUUUACUAUGGUGCCGUACUUGUGGCUUCCGAAUUUACCGUCAAUGAUGUGAUGAUGGUGUUCUCGCUACUUCUUUUCAGCAUCGGAUAUGCGGCUCAAAUUCUAUCAUGGAUCCCUCAAAUCAACACCUCCCGUGAGGUUGCAACCCAACUUCUUCGGCUUGCCAAUCUUCCCGCAGCGAAUUCCCAUGAACAUCGGGGUGACCUCAGGCUCCCCAGGCUCACUCCGAUUCAAAUUUUCAAUCUUGACUUCAGAUAUCCCUCGAGACCCGACACAACGGUCUUGGCUAACGUGUCAAUCCAAAUCGCCCAGAAUUCAUGCACUGCGAUCGUCGGUCGCUCUGGAUCCGGCAAGUCGACCAUUGCUUCGUUACUACUGGCGCUAUACGAAGCGCCCGUGUCCAAAGAUGGUUGGCCUACCGUGAAACUCGGUGGAGCAGGCAUAUCACGCUUGCACAUUCCAACUCUAAGAUCGCACAUCUCAAUCGUAUCGCAGCAGCCAAUUAUAUUCCCCGGAACCAUCUACGCCAACAUCAGCUACGGACUCGCAGACCGGGCUUCCAUACACAGCGUACGUGUCGCAGCGGAGGCAGCUGGCAUCGACGAUUUCAUCCUCUCUCUUCCAAACGGAUACUUCACUGUGAUCGGUGAUGGUGGUAUCGGGCUGUCGGGCGGCCAGAAGCAGCGUUUGGUGAUUGCCCGUGCUCUGCUUCGUGAGCCCCAGAUCCUCAUCUUGGACGAGGCAACUUCCAGUCUCGAUCCUGCGGGUGCAGAGCUUGUUCGUCAAACGGUGCAGAAGCUCGUGGCCACCCGGAAGGACCUCACUGUGAUUAUCAUCACCCAUGCGAAGGAGAUGAUUGAAAUUGCAGAUCAUGUUAUUGUUCUUGAUCAGGGGGUUGUCGUGGAAGAUGGGUCGUACCGGGAUCUUUCGCAGCGAGUGGGUGGGAAACUAUAUGGGUUGAUGAAUGACCCUGAGCAAGCAUAG
Messenger RNA from Penicillium cataractarum, 4128 nucleotides. Its product is annotated as ABC transporter ATP-binding protein. NCBI's taxonomy places the organism in Eukaryota, Fungi, Ascomycota, Eurotiomycetes, Eurotiales, Aspergillaceae. The transcript is spliced from 5 exons. Gene Ontology annotation, molecular function: ABC-type oligopeptide transporter activity; ATP hydrolysis activity; ATP binding. Gene Ontology annotation, biological process: transmembrane transport. Bases 1 to 4128 code for a protein of 1375 amino acids. The record is from RefSeq and is a predicted model, not a curated record. Gene Ontology annotation, cellular component: membrane.